Messenger RNA from Debaryomyces tyrocola, 201 nucleotides. The record is from the annotation of a GenBank genome assembly. NCBI's taxonomy places the organism in Eukaryota, Fungi, Ascomycota, Pichiomycetes, Serinales, Debaryomycetaceae.
AUGGCAACCCAACAUCAGAGAAACUUAUAUUUAUUGUCUCAUAGCUCUCAGUAUACUUCAUUGAUACAUAGCAAAGUGGACUUGGAAAGUGUCCUUUUCGUGCCAAGUGCAUUUAUUUCAAGGAUUGAAUUUGACUUCUCAGUGCCAUUUUUUCAGCAGAUGCAGUGGCCUCUAGAUUUCAACAAUUGUAUUCGGAUUUGA